UUAAAUUCAUUUUCAGUCUAAGCCUUGAAUUACACAGAUGGUUUUUGACAAUUGUCAAAUUGACUCAUCACUUUAUAUCUUAUGCUGGCCUUCAAUUUGUAGGGCAUGGAGUUAUUGUAAGCAGUAGACAUAAUAUCAUGGUUGCCGAUUAGUUAGAAGACAAUGCCACAUGACCCUUAAAUGACUUAUGUCCAAACCAAAUUGUUUUUAGCCACCCACUCAAACCUUCCAUAUACUUAUUCAACAUCUAUAUAUAUCUCUACACUUUGAUAUCUCUAGCAAACUCAAUCAUACACAGCAAUACCAUUCACUUAAACUACAGACUUAAACCUCCCAAAAUUAUUCACUAAGUUACAUCCAGAGAAAUUAGUAUGGCCAGACAUCUCGCUGCUGUUCUCACCAAGCAAAUUCUUCGCAGAUCUGCAAAUAAAGCUUAUUCAACAUCUUCAAAUGUGCCAAAAGGUUGCCUAGCAGUUUACAUCGGAGAGACGGAGAAAAAGAGAUUUGUAGUUCCGGUAUCCUAUCUCAACGAGCCUGCAUUUCAAGAUCUGCUAAGCAAAGCAGAAGAACAGUUUGGUUAUAAUCAUCCAAUGGGCGGCUUGACAAUUCCUUGCAGAGAAGAAACUUUCAUAAAUGUUACUUCUAGCUUGAGUUGAUAGUGAGAUUGAGAUACCAGAACUAACGUUGUAUCAUAGAAAAACAAUUUUGUUAUGGCACAAUAGGCCAAAUCAAUGUAAAUACGAAACACUUUUUUUUAUUCAGUAAAUCCUUUUUUCUUAUCAAA
Molecule: messenger RNA, 784 nt
Organism: Mercurialis annua (annual mercury)
Lineage: Eukaryota; Viridiplantae; Streptophyta; Magnoliopsida; Malpighiales; Euphorbiaceae
Product: auxin-responsive protein SAUR21-like
Exons: 1
Coding region: 372-656 (94 amino acids)
Biological process (GO): response to auxin
Source: RefSeq, a predicted model, not a curated record